Punica granatum (pomegranate) is the source of this 860-nucleotide messenger RNA. The record is from RefSeq and is a predicted model, not a curated record. NCBI's taxonomy places the organism in Eukaryota, Viridiplantae, Streptophyta, Magnoliopsida, Myrtales, Lythraceae.
AGCACUUGACAUUCAUCCAAAUCCAUGAUCUGAUAAACUCAACUCAUCGCAGUUCUUCAUUCUUGUUCUUCUUCGGAAAUACGGAAAUGGCUCUCAGGGCAACUAGCUAUUGGAAAUCUGUAAUGAACCGAAUUGGCAGCCGGAACCGAUCCUUUGCGACAGCAGCUUCUCCCUCCGUUUCCAAGGCCAACAGGUGGGCAAAUGCAAUGGGCGGGGAGUGGACACCUAUCGCUGUGCUGGGCGGGAUGUUGCUUGUGGCAGCUGGGAUGGGGAUCCACACGGCGAAGCAGCAGUUGGUGCACUCCCCUUGCGUUCGAGUGAGUAAGAAGAGGAGGGAGACCGUCCCGGAGGUGGAGGAGCCCGAGCGCAUCAUCAACUCCUCUGACAAGUUCGUCAAGAAGUCCUUCCUCCGCAAGGUGGCCCAUAUUCAGGAGCACCCUCGAACCAUCCCCGACCUGGUCCGCACUGACCCUUACACUCGGCCUCGAGAAGCGCAGACCCUAAAGGCGGUAGGGGUGGACCCAGGGCGCCGUUGAACAGAAAAGCCUGAUCACACAGCAUCGACAAGGUCUUCCUUACUGAGUAGCUCAUCUUGAUGGAGUCGAAGUUCAACUUCAAUAUUGUAUACAUAAGACAUCUAUUUGUUCAUCGUUCGGCCUUCUAGGCCACUUUUGUUUGUAAGGCAAACUAGAUUGUAAAGCCCUGCUGACUGCCCUUCUGAGGCUUCAAUCAGAUUAUGAGGCUGCUGUUAGUUAAUAUAUUUAUGCUACAUGAUUACUUCAUGAAUAAGGACAGCAUCCUAGCUUCCUGGUAAUUAUAAACCUUAUGAAUUAUCAUAAUAUACAAUGCAAUUAUGCAAA